Messenger RNA from Parathielavia appendiculata, 1992 nucleotides. RefSeq lists its product as uncharacterized. Lineage: Eukaryota; Fungi; Ascomycota; Sordariomycetes; Sordariales; Chaetomiaceae. The coding region runs from base 1 to 1992 and encodes 663 amino acids. The record is from RefSeq and is a predicted model, not a curated record. Gene Ontology annotation, biological process: carbohydrate metabolic process. The transcript is spliced from 4 exons.
AUGCGCGUCCUACCUCUUCUGCUCGCGCUGUCCUCCGCUACGGAGGCAGUGUCUGUGGGGCAGCGCCGGAAGGUUGUCCGGUCAUUCAAUGUCCGCCGGACCAAGAAUUCCGAUUCCACGCCGUUGCAAGUUGGCAAUGGUAACUUCGCCUUCGGAGCCGAUAUCACGGGCUUGCAGACAUUCAAGCCAUAUGCCAUCAUGUCCCACAUGGGCCUGGCAGAAUUUCAGCCUGCCAACGGCCCCUGGACAGACUUCCACUACACGGGCCUACAGAUGUGGACGCACGGCAGACUUGUCACGUAUGAAGUGCCAAACUCUGCCCAGAACGACAUCUCCAACUGGCUCAGAGAGAACCCUCAUCGCCUGAAUUUAGCCAACGUGGGGUUUGACUUUGGGCGCCAGGGUGUCACAGAGGACGACUUGCAGCACAAAUCCCAGACACUCGACCUGUGGACAGGGAGGCUCUCGUCAUCCUUCGUAUACGAUGGGUCUCCCGUCAAGGUCGAGACAUGGGCCGAUCCUGAUUCGGAUACCAUCGCCGUCAGCAUCAACUCGAAGCUCCUGAAACGAGGUCUGGGCCUCUUCUUCGACUUUCCAUACCCUGACAAGGAAAAGUUCAAUGCCCCCUUUGUCGGACACUUCAACCUCACGUCGAAACACUCAACCCUGCUCGACAACCUGUCGUCCAACUCUGCCAGGAUAAAGCAUGCUCUGGAUGCCACAACCUACUACACGCACGUGUCAUGGAGAGGCCAGGGCAAGAUGAGCGGCCCGACAAACGGAACCCACCGCUACACCUUCACCACGUCUCAGACGAGCACCCAACUGAUCGUCACUCUCUCGCCCAGCCCCAACGCACAAGAACGCACCAUCACCUACUCCGGCGUGACCACGGCCUCCCGCACCUGGUGGCAAACCUUCUGGACGACAGGCGCCUUCAUCGACCUGACCUCGGUCACCGACCCGCGCGCCCACCUUCUCCAGCUGCGCAUCAUCCUCUCCCAGUACCUCACCGCCAUCAACUCGGCCUCCAACGGCUGGCAUGGCAAGUUCCACCUGGAAAUGACCCUCUGGCACACGCUGCCCUUCGCGCGCUGGAACCGCUUCCCGCUGCUCUGGCGCAGCCAGCCGGCCACGUACGAGCAAUUUCUGCCCUCGGCAGUCGCCCGCGCGCGGAUGCAGGGCUACGGGGGGGCGCGGUGGGGCAAGAUGAGCGACCCGUCGGGCCGUAGCGCGCCGGGGGAGAUCAAUGCGCUGCUGAUCUGGCAGCAGCCGCAUCCAAUGUAUUUUGCCGAGGUCGAGUAUCGGGCGCAUCCAAACGUGUCGACGCUGAGGAGGUGGGACGGGGUGGUGAGCGCGGCGGCGGAGUUCAUGGCGUCGUAUGCGUGGUGGAAUCAGAGUUCGGGGGUGUAUGACUUGGGCCCGCCGAUGUAUCCUGUUUCGGAGAACACGAAUCCCAAUUGCACGCGGAAUCCGACGUUUGAGUUGGCGUAUUGGAGGUUUGGGCUGGAGGUUGCGGUGCGGUGGAAGGAGCGGUUGGGCGAGGCGGUGCCCGCGGAGUGGGUUGCCGUGAGGGACCGACUGGCGCCGCUGCCCAUGGUGGACGGGACGUACGUGGUGUAUGAGGGGAUCGAGGGCAUGUGGACGUCGAAUGCCACGACAAAUGGCCAUCCGGCUAUGGCGGGGCUUUAUGGGCUGCUGCCGCCACCGGCGAGUGGGAAGCCGUUGGACACGGAAGCUCUCAAGAAGACGGCGGCCAAGAUUAGGGAGUUGUGGGCGCUGAAAUACUCGUACGGGUGGGACUUUGCCAUGCUGGCCAUGAAUUCGCUGCGGCUCGGUGACCCCGAGCAGGCGGUUGAGUAUCUCCUGCAUCCCAUCUUCCAGUUUGAUGAUGCUGGGUACCCCGUCGGCGGCUCCAGGGGGAAGACGGGACACUGGCCUACGUCCUGGGAGAAGGAUGUGCAGGUAGGGGGCUUCCUGCCCGCUUUGUGA